AUGCAACCGGGGUCGGUCGUCUUCGCGCUUAGCGCGCUCGUGGGCCUCAUUGGCAUCUUCCUCGCGCGGUCUGGGUACACGGGCAAGGAGCACUCCGUCGGCAUCGACCUCGGCACGACGUACUCGGUCGUCGCCGUGAACCAGAAGGACAACGUGAGCGUGAUCCCGGACGCCAGCGGCUACACGCUUCUGCCGUCGAUCGUUGCGUUCAAGGAUGGCGGUGAGGUGCUCGUGGGCCGCUCGGCGCGGCAGUACCGCAGCCAAGACCCGCGCCACACGAUCUUCAACGCCAAACGCUUCAUCGGCCGCGCGUUUGACGCGACCGUCGAGACCGAAGAAGCGCCGCACUACGAGUUCGGUCUCGGCCGCGACGAGGCCCACCGCGUGUGCUUUCCGCUCUCGGUGACGGGCCACGCGACGCGCUGCGUGUCACCGGUCGACGUUGGCGCGCACAUUGUGUCGCAGCUCAAGACCUCGGCGAUGCGCUACCUCGGCCACGACCAGAUUUACUCGGCCGUCAUUGCCGUGCCUGCCAGCUUUGACACGGACCAGCGGCUCGCGACCGUCGCUGCCUUCAAGGCCGCGGGGCUCAAAGUUGCCAACGUGCUCGUGGAGCCCACCGCUGCGGCGCUCGCGUACGGCUUGGACCGCAAGCCCAACGUGCACUACGUACUGGUGUUUGACUUUGGCGGCGGCACACUCGACGUCUCGCUGCUCUACCUCCAGAACGGCUCGUUCGAGGUCAUCGACACGGCCGGCGACAACCACCUUGGCGGCGAGGACCUCGACGACGUGCUUGCGACGCACCUCGUGGCGCGUUUUGAAGAGCUCUUGGCGACGCCGGCGCUCCCGCCGCUCUCGACCCUCGCACGCACCUCGGACGAAAGCGCCUUUCCCUGCACCGUCUCGGGCAUGCGCGGAGUGGCCGAGAAGCUCAAGCGGGACCUUAGCGCGCUGCCGUCGGCCGCCGCGUCGUGCGUUAUCGAGGCGUCGACGGCGCAGCACGCGGCCGGCAGCCUCGCGACGGUCGAGAUGACCCGGCAGGAGUGGGAGGCGCUUGUGGCUCCGAUGCUAUCGCGGACGCUCACGCCCAUCCACGACAUGCUCGACGGCAACGGGAUGGCACCAACCGACAUUGACGAAGUCGUGCUCGUCGGUGGCUCGUCGCGCAUUCCGUGGAUCCAGCACGCGCUCGCGGCCCUUUUCGGCCGCGAACCCAACGCCCACAUUGACCCGGACGUCGCGGUGGCCGUUGGCGCGGCCCGCCUCGCCCAUUAG
Messenger RNA from Saprolegnia parasitica CBS 223.65, 1278 nucleotides. RefSeq lists its product as hypothetical. NCBI's taxonomy places the organism in Eukaryota, Oomycota, Saprolegniomycetes, Saprolegniales, Saprolegniaceae. Gene Ontology annotation, cellular component: cytoplasm. Gene Ontology annotation, biological process: cellular response to unfolded protein; protein refolding. The transcript is spliced from 8 exons. Gene Ontology annotation, molecular function: misfolded protein binding; ATP-dependent protein folding chaperone; ATP hydrolysis activity. The coding region runs from base 1 to 1278 and encodes 425 amino acids. The record is from RefSeq and is a predicted model, not a curated record.